This is a messenger RNA of Bombina bombina (fire-bellied toad), 1807 nucleotides long. RefSeq names its product matrix remodeling associated 8 (gene MXRA8). The transcript has 10 exons. Bases 185 to 1495 code for a protein of 436 amino acids. Gene Ontology annotation, biological process: establishment of glial blood-brain barrier; cell adhesion. Gene Ontology annotation, cellular component: cell surface; membrane. NCBI's taxonomy places the organism in Eukaryota, Metazoa, Chordata, Amphibia, Anura, Bombinatoridae. The record is from RefSeq and is a predicted model, not a curated record.
GGAUAGGACGCUGCAUAUUAUUAGGGGAAGGGAAGGGUAAAACUGUGUGCAGAUGCUGAACUGGGCAUUACAGAUGUGAUGUCAGAAUUUUGUUAAGUAAAACACAAACAAGAGAGGAACAAGAGACUGUAAAGAAUAGAAAAGAAACAGAAUACAGGUGAACUUGGACAACUAGAGUGAAGAUAUGGAGAUAGGGUGCAGACUUCUCCUCGGUCAGCUGGUUCUUCUGCACAGUUCAGUUGUUUACCUAUACUCAGUACCUGCAAGCCAGCAGAACCCAGAUAGUGUGGUGGUAUCUGUGUCUAACAUCAGCGCCACAAUCGGGGAACAGGCUUUGUUACUAUGCCAGAGUUACAGAAUGAUGUGGACACAGGACAGCUUGAUGGACAGGCAGAGAGUGAUGCACUGGGACCUAUACAGUAGUCAGGGACAGUACCGAGGAGAACGUCUUCUGGACAUGUUCUCUGCUGGAGAGCAACGCAUCUACAGUGACUACAACAGAGGGCGUAUACUGGUCUCAGAGACUGCUUUUAAAGAUGGCAACUUCUCUCUUGUAAUCAAAGAUGUUUCCACGAGUGAUCAAGGAGUGUAUUCCUGCAAUCUCCAUCAUCAUUACUGUCACCUUGAUGAGGCAACACGAGUUCAACUGAACAUCACCAAGUCGGAGAGAAAGGUGAAGAUCUACUGGGAUGGAGUGAAGGUUGUUAUGGUGGCAUUAGCAGGUUCAACAGUAGUGUUGCCCUGUGAAAACAGGAAUCACAUUUGGACUGACCGCCAUCGGGAAGAGGACCAGCAGGUAGUACACUGGGAUCGCCAAGCUCCAGGCAUUCCCCACGACAGAGCUGAUCGACUUAUUGACAUGUAUGCAUCAGGUGAACGGAGAUCAUAUGGACCACUGUUUAUCAGACAGAAGAUGAAUGUAACUGAUUCAGCCUUCGCUCAGGGAGACUUCUCUCUUCUUAUUUCGGAUCUUUCAAAAGGGGACGAGGGAACCUAUUCAUGUCACCUUCAUCAUCAUUACUGUGGGCUGCAUGAGCGCAGGAUCUUCCACUUGACAAUCUCUGAUCCUCCAAAGAAGGAAGAGCCUAUAACCAAAACAACUCAGGACUCUGCUCCAGCUAUAGAUUCCACCAUUGUCCGGGAAAGCAAAGUUUUCAAUUUUAUAAUCCCAGAAAGUCGGGUUCAUUUCUUCCAGCAGCUUGGAUACAUCUUGGCAACGCUAUUGCUGUUUAUUCUUCUGCUCACAGCUGUGAUUCUCAUCACUCGCAAGCAUCGGAGAAGAGACUAUGCCUAUAGCUUGAAUAAAUCCCAUGGGAAAGAAGUAAAUAUGAAGGAGUUAUGCCCAAGGCCCCCUGAUCUUGUCCAAUACAAAAAUAAGGAUCUACGAAUAGAUUAUAAAAAUAACAUACUGAAGGAGCGAGCCGUGAUGGACAGAUCUUUUACACCAAAGAACAUCGACCUAGACCUAGAACUUCGGAAGGAAUACUGUAAAUAAGAAAUGGUUUAUUACUGCUGCUGGCUGGCCCAGGAGCUGAAAUAUUCUUUACGAAGAGGAACUAAAUAAUUCUUCAGCAUCAUUUUCAUUUUAAGCUGCCUAUUACUUAUAUUGAGAUGUUCUCCGUUUGCUUCUCAACCUAUCAAGGACCCUUAAAUCUGUUAUCAAAAGGACGUAGAAUGACAUUUAUUACCUUGCUAACUUGUGUGGUUACUCCCUUUUGAUCUCCAUGUUGUAUUUUUUCAAGUAAGGUACAAUAAAUGAUUUGUAAGACUAUAAAUAAACUAGGUACCAUUUAAAAAAAACGUAUAA